Cuscuta campestris is the source of this 2495-nucleotide messenger RNA. The record is from the annotation of a GenBank genome assembly. NCBI's taxonomy places the organism in Eukaryota, Viridiplantae, Streptophyta, Magnoliopsida, Solanales, Convolvulaceae.
CUCAUUAUCACACCGCCCCAGACAAUGUUUUUUCCAUUCUACUUCAAGCUAUGAAUAAACUCAGAAGUUCAGCCCCAUGCUAACUUACCACCAAGAGGUUGGAACUCGUACGAUUCAUUCUCUUGGGUCAUCACGGAGAAACAAUUCAUUCGCAAUGCAGAACUUGUCGCUCAGCGGUUGAAGCCCAAUGGCUAUGAGUAUGUUGUGGUAGAUUAUCUAUGGUAUAGGAAGAAAGUAGAGGGAGCGUACACGAACUCUCUUGGAUUUGAUGUAAUCGAUGAGUGGGGAAGGAUGCAGCCAGACCCUAGUAGAUGGCCUUCCUCUGCAGGUGGGAAAGGAUUUACGAACAUUGCUUCUAAGGUUCAUAGCUUGGGUUUGAAGUUUGGGAUUCAUGUCAUGAGAGGUGUGAGUACCCAGGCAGUCAAUAGUGGUGCCCCAAUCUUGAAUGUCCAAACGGGGAAAGCGUAUGAAGAGGCCGGAAGGGAGUGGAAAGCAAGUGAUAUAGGCAUCAAGGAGAGGGCGUGCGCGUGGAUGGAUAAAGGGUUCAUGAGUGUAAAUACCAAAUCUGGAGCUGGAAGAGCAUUUCUCAGGUCACUCUAUCAACAGUAUGCCGAUUGGGGUGUUGAUUUUGGUAAAAGGAAUAUGUUGAUGGUUAAAAUGGCAUAUUUGUAUAGAAACAUUUGCACUAAAUGGCACAAAAAUUUAAGUCAUUUCUCUAAAUAGCACUUGAACUGUUUUAUUCCCUAAAUAACACUUAAUAAUGUCCAGAAGGAGGAAUAAUGUCCAGUGAUGGCGAACAUUUACUUGAAUAAUGACUAAAAGUGCUACAUUGGGAAAAAACACAUAUGAUGCUAUUUAGGGAAAGUCAUUACUCCGGUAUAUUUUAGUGUUAUUUAAGUAAAUUCUCCUAUUUGUAUAUUCAUCAAGAUAUUAAUCCUUAGCAGCAACAGUUUUUUUGCGUGCUUUUUGCAGUGAAACAUGACUGCGUUUUUGGCUCUGAUUUGGACUUAGAUGAGAUAACUGUAGUUUCAGAGGUAUUGAAGGAGCUUAAUCGCUCCAUAACGUACUCUCUGUCUCCCGGAGUUCAUGUGACAUCAGCAAUGGCAAAGGAGGUUAGUAGUCUUGUAAACAUGUAUAGAAUAACCGGCGACGACUGGGAUACCUGGCCUGAUGUUGCUUCGCACUUUGACAUUGCAAGGGACAUGGCUGCGGCUAAUUUGAUAGGUAGUAAGGGCCUGCAAGGGAAGUCAUGGCCUGACUUAGAUAUGUUACCUUUUGGUUGGCUGACAGAUCCGGGAUCAAACGAAGGUCCACACCGACACAGCAAUCUAACUCAGACCGAACAGAAAACGCAGAUGACAUUGUGGUCCAUGGCCAAAUCUCCCAUCAUGUACGGAGGCGACAUGAGAAGAAUUAGCACCCACACGCUUGCUCUCAUUACCAAUCCUACUCUACUAGAGAUAAACUCGUUUAGCACAUACAAUAAAGAAUUUCCAUACAUAACCGACUCACAAUCUUCUCGACGCGAAAGUGAACAGUGUACUGGCACCUUGCGGGCCCAUGUUUUGGCACUCAGAAACUGCAAAGACAGAAAAUCACAAGGUUGGUCUAGAAAACAUCUUGAGGAUCAAAUCUGUUGGAAAGGGAACACAACAAAACAACAACAGAAAGCGCCGUUUUGUUUCAACAGACACCAGAAAAUGUGGAGCGAGAGUCAGUUUGAUGGGAAACUGCAUUUGUUGGAAAUGAAGACUACUGAGUCUUGCCUUACGGCAGCUCAUAAUCGGAAGCUUAGUUCUGCAGAAGUUGGCAAAGGUUCAUUCUCAGAAUGCAGAUGGGAAGCCUGCCAGAUGUGGGAGUUGAAGAGAAACGGGACCCUUGUAAGCAAUUAUUCCGGUCUCUGCGCUUCAUUUGAUUCGGUUAAAGCUACUCCCGUAGGAAGUCGUUCUUGGAUUGCGAGCGGAAGACAAGGAGAAAUCUACGUCGCGUUCUUCAAUCUGAAAGAAGCAUUGUCUGAAAUCUCAACGACAACAUCGGAUAUAGCCAAGGCGCUCCCUGAAAGAAACUUGAGCCACACACUUAUAUGCUCAGGAAGAGAAUUAUGGACCGGAAAAAACAUCGGACCCGGAAAGGUAUUGUCCAUGGCUAUAAGAGCACAUGGGUCUGCUUUGUUCAUACUCAACUGCAAAUGAUGGUGAUCAAGAAUAAGAAUGAAUGAAAGAUCAAUCCUGCCAUGAAAUGUUUCUGCCUACAAGUUUUGAGUUUCCACUAGAAAAUAAAAUCAGGGGGGAAGAAUUCUAUGGGAAAAGUUUUGUAUGGAAAAAAUAAAAAUCGAAUACAUGCGAAAAUCGCGUAAAAUAUUGGGUUAUCUCAGGAUAUGUUUUGAAGUUGGAACCAGAAAAUGGCAGGGAAAUAAAACAUUGGAGUAGGAAAGAAAAAUGGGAAGAAAAUAAAACUUUGGAGUUAUAAUACCUUAAGAAAAGAAGAGUUUAAUG